UGCAAGUGAACAGUCGGGCGGGUAGUUGGCCACGUCGUAGUUGUCGUCGUAGAGUCCCCAGUUCCGGCCAGCCCAAAAACAUAAUUUUCUGCCUAUUGUCAGUCGAAGACCAGCAGCAGAAGAAUCACGGCAAUAGCAGCGCAAACGAAUAGGGAAGCCAAGCAACUCAUCAUGGUACAGAUUUCGCAGACGGAGGAGGACAUCAAGAUCUCCAUCGAACUCAAUCGACUGGUGACCCGCAAGCCGGACGUUGUUCUCCUUCCGCAGUAUUUGAAGUUCAACAAUCCACCCAUCUUCUUUGAGCGCCAUCUGGCCCAGGAGAUCGACGAGAUGGCCAGCUUUUGUCGCAUCUUCAAGAACGAAGCCCGCAUUGUGCUGGUGAAAAAGGAGAAGGGUCUCUGGCCUGAGAUGUUUCAGAAGCUGGACAAGGAGGCACUCAUGCAGAAGCGCCUGGAGAUCGCGGACCUGAUCGUGGAGCGCAACAAGAAGCGGGACGAGAAGGCCCUGGAACGCUACGACAACAAGCGACGGGCUGAGAUCGAGAAGGAGAUCAAGCGGGAGACAGCUAUGCGGGACCGGCUGAAGCAGUUCCAGGAGAACUCGGUGCGCGAGGCUCUGGUGGUGGAUGUACGCAAGGAGGCGAAUGCUGCGCCCAAGCCAGAUGUGCUGCAGUAUCCGCCAUCCUCGUCGGCCGCCUGUCGCCUAGCCACGCCCCUCAUGCGCCCGCCCAUGAGCUCCGUUCGUGGCAGCGGACGGAUCAACGUGAGCUUCACCACACAGCACAAGCGGACCACGCCGAAGCGGGAGUCGCAGGCCACCAUGGAGAAGGCGUAUGCCGCCGCCGGCGGACCCAAUGCGAAUGUCCAGUCGCCAAUGGAGAGCCUGGAUGAAUAGGCGUUUCACGUCAAUUAGUGCGUGCGUGUGUGAGACUGUUCUAAGGAUUCCUAUUUUCUUAUUGCAUCGAAUAAAUCUACAGGUGUUUGCUUUAGUUGUAUCAGUA
Drosophila yakuba is the source of this 1000-nucleotide messenger RNA. It is a transcript of the gene Dnaaf4, whose product is annotated as dynein axonemal assembly factor 4. The coding region runs from base 172 to 894 and encodes 240 amino acids. Gene Ontology annotation, biological process: inner dynein arm assembly; cilium movement; outer dynein arm assembly. The record is from RefSeq and is a predicted model, not a curated record. The transcript is spliced from 2 exons. NCBI's taxonomy places the organism in Eukaryota, Metazoa, Arthropoda, Insecta, Diptera, Drosophilidae.